AUGUGUAGCAAUAAUACAAAUAACAACAGUGCUUCGAACCCUUCACCAUUUGGUAGUUUACUUAACCAAACGUCGAAACCACCCUUUGCCGCGUCAACACAAAGUUCGACGACUACAACAGGUUUUAGUCUUCAACAACCUAUAGCACCAUUUACCGGCUUUGGUACUUCACAAGGAUCAGGCUUCAGCAGCAAUACAUCUGUCGGGAAUUCUACAACUUCUCUUUCAAGCAACCCACCAACGUUUUCCGUAUCUUCUACCGGUUUUGGUUGGUUUGGAAAAACCCAGAAUGCCGAUCCCGGAAAGAAUCAAAGUUCGAAUACAUCAACCGGCUUCUCUGCAUUGAGCAACACAAAAUCACAAGCUACAUUUGGAGGAUUCGGUGGCUCUUUGUUAUCAACAUCUGCUUCAACGUCACCUUUCGCGACGUUUCCCCAACCUAGUUCGGAUGGUGGAAAAAAAGAUAAUACUAUUGGCUUCAAUACCUCCGCUACCUCUGCGCCAAAAUUCGGCAGCAACCCCUUUAACCUGGGAACGACGUCAAAAACAACUCAAGCACAGAGCGCGCCCGCGUUUACCAUGUUUACUGGUUUUAAAACUGAUACUAGUGUAGGUAGUGAAGCGUCAAAUAAAAACACCACUACACUUGCAUCAUUAGGUGCGUCUUCUAGUGGAGCGGGUCAUACUUUGAAUUCAACAUCUGGCUCAAAUAUCUUUGCCAGAAUUGGAUCAACGUCACAGUCUACUCAGUCGUCUUCGUUGAACAUAUCUGGUAACUUAUUUGGAUCAAGUGGUGCUAAACCGCUUUUUGAUACUAGCAAGAAAGACAAUACAGGAUCAACAACAAGCAGUUCAUCAUUGUUUGCGACAGCCUCCGUAACAACCAAUUCCAGUGUCAACAUUCCAAAAACAACAAUGCCUACAUUCACAGCAACCAUCACGUCUCCAAUAGGUGGAGGUGGAAUUAAAUCUUCCCUGACCCCGUCUUUCUCAACUACCAAACCAAUUACCACAAGUGCACCACCAUUGAUUGGAGGUAUAGGUACAUCUUCAUUGAGAACAACAAGUACAACUACACCAUCAACUACUGCAACAUCGGUUCCGACUAGCGGUGCGGACCAAAUACCAUCUUGGUUAAAAAAUAACAACAUUGAGGGUAUAAUUAAUAAAUGGACUAAAGAUUUGGAUAAUUGUUCCAAAAAGUUUCACGAACAAAUUAAGGAGGUCAAUCAAUGGGAUCAAAAAAUUAUCGAGAAUAAUGGCAGGGUCACCAGACUCGGAGAACAAAUUAAUAAAGCCGAUUCAAUCCAGGCUGAAAUUGAAGCUGGAUUAAAUAACAUUGAAUCUCGACAAGAAGAACUUGAUAAAAUAUUGUCCGAGUAUGAGCAAAAAUUUGGGGAUCCCGCCUUGGAGACGUUAAGACCAUUGGAUAAAGAAAGAGAACGAUC
Messenger RNA from Acaulospora colombiana, 1448 nucleotides. The record is from the annotation of a GenBank genome assembly. Lineage: Eukaryota; Fungi; Glomeromycota; Glomeromycetes; Diversisporales; Acaulosporaceae.